ACACAAAGCUUGGCCUGCCUGUUAAGCAACCCGGCGAGCGAGGUGGUGAGAGAACGAGCGAGAGGGAGAUGGCAGCCACGGUGUCCUUCCCGGUGGUGAACAUGGAGAAGCUGGAGACCGAGGAGAGGGACACGGCCAUGGCGGUCAUCCGCGACGCCUGCGAGAACUGGGGCUUCUUCGAGCUGCUGAACCAUGGCAUCUCGCACGAGCUGAUGGACGAGGUGGAGCGGCUGACCAAGGCGCACUACGCCACCUUCCGGGAGGCCAAGUUCCAGGAGUUCGCGGCGCGGACGCUGGCCGCGGCCGGCGACGAGGGCGCCGACGUCAGCGACGUGGACUGGGAGAGCACCUUCUUCGUCCGCCACCUCCCGGCCUCCAACCUCGCCGACCUCCCCGACGUCGACGACCACUACCGGCAAGUGAUGAAGCAGUUCGCAUCGGAGGUGCAGAAGCUGUCGGAGAAGGUGCUGGACCUGCUGUGCGAGAACCUGGGCCUGGAGCCCGGGUACCUGAAGGCGGCCUUCGCGGGGUCGGACGGCGGCCCGACGUUCGGCACCAAGGUGAGCGCGUACCCGCCGUGCCCGCGCCCGGACCUGGUGGCCGGCCUGCGCGCGCACACCGACGCCGGCGGCCUCAUCCUGCUGCUCCAGGACGACCAGGUGAGCGGGCUGCAGCUGCUCAGGGGCGGCGACGGCGGGGAGUGGGUGGACGUGCCGCCGCUGCGCCACGCCAUCGUCGCCAACGUCGGCGACCAGCUGGAGGUGGUCACCAACGGGCGGUACAAGAGCGCGGUGCACCGCGUGCUCGCCCGCCCCGACGGCAACCGCAUGUCCGUCGCGUCCUUCUACAACCCGGGCGCCGACGCCGUCAUCUUCCCGGCCCCCGCGCUCGUCGGCGAGGAGGAGCGAGCCGAGAAGAAGGCCACCACGUACCCGAGGUUCGUGUUCGAGGACUACAUGAACCUGUACGCGCGCCACAAGUUCGAGGCCAAGGAGCCCCGGUUCGAGGCCAUGAAGUCGUCGGCCAUCGCCACCGCGUGAGCACAUAAUACUGCCGUGUUCUCCCUUCGUGGGGUGCAUAUGCUUGAGCUUGAAGAGCCAUGUGCCUGUAUGUAGUGGCACGUACGGUGGUUAUGCGUGUAUCGUGGAAUGGCGCGGCGUGAUGUAUUUUGGUUGUCUCAGAUCUAAGUGUGUGCGUAUAUAUUGUGUACUGUAAAGUUUGCAGCGUCUGAUUAAUGUACGAGCAGUGUGUGUACCUAACCAG
This is a messenger RNA of Zea mays, 1263 nucleotides long. Its product is annotated as ACC oxidase20. The transcript is spliced from 3 exons. Bases 69 to 1040 code for a protein of 323 amino acids. The record is from RefSeq and is marked validated. Lineage: Eukaryota; Viridiplantae; Streptophyta; Magnoliopsida; Poales; Poaceae.